Messenger RNA from Periconia digitata, 1531 nucleotides. Lineage: Eukaryota; Fungi; Ascomycota; Dothideomycetes; Pleosporales; Periconiaceae. The record is from the annotation of a GenBank genome assembly.
UUGGAACAUGUCGUCCAUAGCCAAGCUGCUAGAGCAGUUCCUUGCCCAUCCCUUCAAAAAUCUGGCUGCUAUCAUCACUGCAGCUGUGACAAGCUUUUUUGUUGUGCGUGCCAUCUACCGCGUCACCUUUCACCCGCUCGUUCGCUUUCCUGGUCCAAAGUUACGAGCGAUUUCGCAUCUUCCUCACGCUUUCUCUGGAGAAAGAGGUCGUCAGCCAUAUGACGUCCGCGAACUGCACAAAAAGUAUGGUCCCGUAGUACGCAUCUGUCCCAACCAGCUUUCCUUCAUCACGCCUGGCUCAUGGGAAGAUAUCCACGGCCAUGCCGCUACCAAGAAGCUUCUCAAAUAUGGCUACUUCAAAGUGCGACCUGAUGCCCAGCCCAUGUUGACAACGUCUGGCGAGGAACAUUCGCGUCAACGCUCUGCCUUUGCUCAUGGCUUCUCUCAGCGAGCUAUCAGCGAACAGUCGCCCACCCUGACGGCGCAUGUAGACAAUCUCAUAGCAAUGCUUGAGCAGAAGGUCAAGCAGGAAAGCGUCUUCGAUGUUGGCGAGUGGAUGAGAUUUCUUGCCUUUGACAUCAUCGGUGACUUCACCCUCAACACACAAUUUGAAUGCGUCAAGAACCAACGAUAUCACCCUUGGGUUGCGCUUCUGAUGAAAUGGUUCCGCGCUGUCAGCUUCGUCACCAACGCCAAUGCCUUCGGUCAGCUGGCUCCUUUCAUCAUGCUUUUUGCUCCUGUAGAGCAUCUCAAAGGUGUCAAGGAUCAUCUCGACAUGAGUGCGCAGAAAGUGCGCGAGCGACUCGCCAUCGGCGACGAUCCCACGCGCAAUGACCUCUGGACGUACUUGCUCCGCAACAAAGGCGACAAAGCUUUGUCUCUGGGCGAGAUGGAGGUUAAUGCUGCGCUCUUCAUCAUCGCCGCCACCGAACCCCUCUCCGACGUGUUAUGCGGUACUCUCUACUUCCUCGCUCUCUACCCUGAAGUCAGGGAGAAGCUGCGCGCGGAACUUGAGUCCUGCAUGGGAUCAGACGACGCGCUGACCAUGGCCAACACCGCCCGCUCGCCGUACCUCCACGCCGUCAUCAAUGAGUCGAUGCGCAUGUAUCCUCCGAUCCCAGGAGGUAUGCGACGCAAGACACCACCCCAAGGCCACACCAUCUCUGGCAUCGAAAUACCUCCAGAUACCGUCGUCGCAGUCUACCAACUCGCAGCCUUCACCCUCCCCAAUAACUUCGCCCGGACCGACCAGUUCAUCCCCGAGCGCUGGCUACCAGCCGACCACCCGGAGCGCCCCAAGGACACUCUCGGCGAUCAUCAAGAUGUCUUCCAGCCUUUCAGCGUCGGACCUAAGAACUGCAUUGGCAAAGGCCUAGCGUAUGCGGAGAUGAAGCUCAUCAUCGCGAGGUUUGCGUGCGCAUUUGAUUGCAAGGUCGUCGAUGAUGGGUUCGCUAUCGAUAAGCAGACAGCAUAUUUGUUCAGAGACAGGCCGCCUUUGAAGUUGGAGGUCAAGAUGAGAAAGGUGUCUUGA